ACUCUCUCGCAGGCAGCGGCGGCGGCGGCGGCGGCGGGGAAACGCGGGUUCCGGCCGAGCCAAACCGAGGGGAGCUCGCGGUCGCCACUUGCCGCCCUAAGCGCUCGCCCAAGUCCGGCUCGCUUGGCGAGGACUUCCGUCUUCUGGGCGACCCUUGUCAAGCAAGCUGGGAUCUAUGAGUGGAAAGGUGACCAAGCCCAAAGAGGAGAAAGAUGCUUCUAAGGUUCUGGAUGACGCCCCCCCUGGCACUCAGGAAUACAUUAUGUUACGACAAGAUUCCAUCCAAUCCGCGGAAUUAAAGAAAAAAGAGUCCCCCUUUCGUACUAAGUGUCACGAAAUCUUCUGCUGCCCGCUGAAGCAAGUACACCACAAAGAGAACACAGAGCCGGAAGAGCCUCAGCUGAAGGGUAUAGUUACCAAACUGUACAGCCGGCAAGGCUACCACUUACAGCUGCAGGCCGAUGGGACCAUUGAUGGCACCAAAGACGAGGACAGCACUUACACUCUGUUUAACCUCAUCCCUGUGGGUCUUCGAGUCGUGGCCAUUCAAGGAGUUCAAACCAAGCUGUAUUUGGCAAUGAACAGCGAGGGAUACUUGUACACCUCGGAACAUUUCACACCUGAGUGCAAAUUCAAAGAAUCGGUGUUUGAAAAUUAUUAUGUGACGUAUUCAUCAAUGAUAUACCGUCAGCAGCAGUCAGGCCGAGGGUGGUAUCUGGGUCUGAACAAAGAAGGAGAGAUCAUGAAAGGCAACCAUGUGAAGAAGAACAAGCCUGCAGCUCACUUUCUGCCCAAACCACUGAAAGUGGCCAUGUACAAGGAGCCGUCCCUCCACGACCUCACGGAAUUCUCCCGAUCUGGAAGUGGGACCCCCACCAAAAGCAGAAGUGUCUCCGGCGUGCUGAACGGAGGCAAAUCCAUGAGCCACAAUGAAUCAACGUAGCCAGUGAGGGCAAAACAAGGGCUCUGAAACAGAACCUUACCUCCAGGUGCUGUUGAAUUCUUCUAAGCAGUCCUUCACCCAAAAGUUCAAAUCUGUUUGUGAUGUUUACCAAACAAACCUGUAGAGUCCACUAUGGGAUUUGCUAUUAGCCCAUCAUAUCAUCCAUUCUUAAGCCCCCUAAUUUAGAUUGAGCUUGGGCCAAAGAAUACCAAGCAUUAAUGGUGAACUCAAUCCGGGAGAAGGACUGUCUAAUUUACUCAUGAUCUAUCUCACCUCUGCUUUGGGGGAUGACAAACCAAAAACAUUUCACAGCACUAAUGCUGAGACAAAUUUGCUGUCCAACCAAGAAAAUUUAACAGACCACAAUUGCUCUUCUAAAAAACAACAAAACAAAAUUAAAUGCUUACAUGUUUUGUAGGGCAAAGAAAAUUAUGUGAAUUGUGCUGUUUUCUUGUCUUCAUGUUUUCUAUCUACGCUUGAUUCAGAUGUAUUCUUUACUUUGGUAAAAGUGCAACGUAUGAUUUCUGAAAUUCAAUGGUUCUAUUGACUCUGUCACUUAAUCCAAAUCAACCAACUUCAGGGUUGAAUGGGAAUUGGCAUCUCAGGCUCAAGGUUAAUAGUGUUCAUGUGACUUUACCAAUUUUGUUGUUGUUGUUGUUUAGAUUUGUAGUGUUGUAGUCAAGUUCUUGUGCUGUACUUUGUGUGUAGAAACUGAGUUAUGUUGUUAACCCCAGUCAGGACAGAUAACUUUAAAAAAAACAAACAAAAAAAAAAACACCAUUAUCCUCAAGUUUAGAUUUUUUCUCUUCAAUUCCAUUUGUGUCUCAUGUUUAAAUGAUCGUUGUGGCUUCUUGUGUAAAGAACAGGACUUGUGGAAGUAUAAUGUUGUCUUUUGUGUUGUUCAAAUAAGAAAUGUCUUAUCUGUAUACGUAUGAGUCCUUCUGUCUUUGCAUUUGGCACGUGAAUAUUGUGUCCAAGGAGAUAUUAAGAUUGGUUACCCCUAAACAACAUAUACUUAUACUUGCUAUUGGAAAAGUGUUUAAGACUUAGCUAGGUUUCCAUUUAGAUCUUCCUAUCUGUUGCAUGGAAGAAAGUUGGAAUGUUGGCAUAGAGUUGCAUGAUAUGUAAGAUUUUGUGCAUUAAUACUUGUUAAAAUCUGUGUUCCAAAAGUGGACAUAGCAUGUGCAGGCAGUUUUCUGUCCUGUACAAAAAAAAGUACAAAAAAAAAGUUGUUUAAUAUUUGUUGUUGUAUACCCAAAUACGCACCGAAUAAACUCUUUAUAUUCAUUCAAAGAAAAA
Chrysochloris asiatica (Cape golden mole) is the source of this 2242-nucleotide messenger RNA. RefSeq names its product fibroblast growth factor 13-like. The coding region runs from base 176 to 943 and encodes 255 amino acids. Gene Ontology annotation, cellular component: cytoplasm. Gene Ontology annotation, molecular function: fibroblast growth factor receptor binding; growth factor activity. NCBI's taxonomy places the organism in Eukaryota, Metazoa, Chordata, Mammalia, Afrosoricida, Chrysochloridae. The transcript is spliced from 6 exons. The record is from RefSeq and is a predicted model, not a curated record. Gene Ontology annotation, biological process: positive regulation of cell population proliferation; regulation of cell migration; fibroblast growth factor receptor signaling pathway.